Blastomyces gilchristii SLH14081 is the source of this 888-nucleotide messenger RNA. Its product is annotated as serine/threonine protein kinase. The coding region runs from base 1 to 888 and encodes 295 amino acids. Lineage: Eukaryota; Fungi; Ascomycota; Eurotiomycetes; Onygenales; Ajellomycetaceae. Gene Ontology annotation, biological process: spliceosomal complex assembly; protein phosphorylation; regulation of mRNA processing. The record is from RefSeq and is a predicted model, not a curated record. Gene Ontology annotation, molecular function: protein kinase activity; ATP binding. The transcript has 3 exons.
AUGGCUCUUCUUUUCUGCAUCUUUCGAGAAUCACGCUCUGAGGAGCUUUCCGGUCAAACAUUUCCAAUACCUUCCGACCACGAGAGUCUCCCCCCGUUGCUGUAUCAGUGGCAGGAAGGCGUCGAAGAUCUCGAAAACUAUUUCCCAGUGGCUACCCAUCCAACACACAUUGGAGAUCGAUAUCAGAAUAAUCGCUACGAAGUUGUUCACAAGCUUGGUUUCGGGUCUUAUUCGACAGUCUGGCUGGCCAAGAACCAUGACAAAAGCUGUUUUGUCGCUCUCAAGAUAGUCGUUGCAACUUUCUUCGAGGAGAGUCGAGAAGCCAAAAUAUUGACCAGACUUGCAUCAGGAAAGCAGAACCAUCCAGGUCGACGGUCUGUCUUGACCUUACUUGAUGAGUUCACUAUCACCAGGCCAAAUGGCCGCCAUCAGUGCAUUGUAACAGAAGCUUUAGGCUGCAGUAUUGCGAAUUCCAAAAAUGAAACCAUGCCAUGGAAGUUUCCCGUCAACGCUGCAAGGGCAAUCGGUGUCCAAGUUCUUCUAGGACUGGAUUACAUCCAUUCUUGUGGUGUUGUACAUGGUGAUUUACAUUCAGGCAACAUUCUCUUUCGCCUUCCAAGGCACCUCCGCGGCACCAGCGAUGUUUAUCGUGAACUGGGAGAGCCUAUGAAGCUCCCUCCCUGUUCAGCGACUAGAUGGGAAGUCGACAGGCCCCGAAACGCACCGGUACUGCAUCCCGCCUGCGCGAACCUAUGUUUCGUGUCAAGAUGUCAAAGAAGACUGCGGCGCGAUCAUUGCCGAUUUUGGAGAGGCCUUUUUACCAACAGAGUCACCAACGCGACUACAUACUCCAGUCUUACUCCUCCCACCGGAGUUUCUGUUCGAUGA